Molecule: messenger RNA, 2070 nt
Organism: Diuraphis noxia (Russian wheat aphid)
Lineage: Eukaryota; Metazoa; Arthropoda; Insecta; Hemiptera; Aphididae
Product: ATP-binding cassette subfamily G member 4-like
Biological process (GO): transmembrane transport
Cellular component (GO): plasma membrane
Molecular function (GO): ABC-type transporter activity; ATP binding; ATP hydrolysis activity
Source: RefSeq, a predicted model, not a curated record
AAAAGGAGAUUUUGCACGGUAUCGGUGGCAGUUUCCGGUCCGGACAACUAACGGCCAUCAUGGGACCGUCGGGAUGUGGUAAGAGCACAUUACUCAACGUCCUCGCCGGAUACUCGAUAAGUGGAAGUUCGGGCCAAGUGUAUUUGAACGACUCGUUGCGAGAUGAAAAACAAAUGGCGAACAUCAGCUGUUACAUACAACAGGACGAUUACGUGCGCGACCUGUUGACCGUCAGGGAAUCGAUGACUGUGGCAGCCCACCUCAAGUUACCGACAACCGUGUCGGCGAUAUCGAAAGCCAACCAAGUGGAGGACCUGCUGAACGCAUURGGUCUGUCUUUCCACGGAGACACCGUUACCAAACAUCUCUCCGGGGGCCAGAAAAAGAGACUGUCCAUCGCUUUAGAACUCAUUACAAACCCGUCGAUAUUAUUUCUGGACGAGCCCACCUCUGGAUUGGACAGUCAAUCUUGUAGCCAAUUCGUAUCACUGAUGGCUGACCUAGCUCACCACCAAAAUCGUACCAUGGUGUGCACACURCACCAGCCUAGUGCUUUACUGUUCGAAAAGUUUGACCAAGUUUAUGCGUUAAGCUCGGGCCGGUGCAUCUACCAAGGACCACCCAACUUAGUUAUUCCUUACUUUGCCGAACGGUUAGUCGUAUGUCCACCUUACCAUAAUCCAGCUGAUUUUUUGAUCGAAGUGGCCAUAGGUGAAUAUGUUACUGAUGACGUACUCGUUGAAUUGUUCGAUACAACAAAAAUCACGAACACAAAUGGCCGCAACAAGUGUCAUACAAUUUCUGACGAAGACCACGAACAAAUAGAAUUAGAAAUUGACACGUGCCAGGAAGACAACAAUACCAAUGACGAACGAUUAUCGUAUAAAAUAGAACUUUCAAAUAAGCCUAGGUUUUAUGUACAGAUCUAUCAUUUAUAUAUGCGAAACAUAACCAUGUACAAACGCAACAAAACUUACCUGCUGUUGCGGAUCGUCAUCCAUUUAGCCGUAGCCCUCAUAAUUAGUUACAUGUACCGUGGAUCGGGCAACGAUGCGGCUCGAGUGUUCAUCAACAUGAAGUUCGUAUACGCCUCUAAUUUGUUUUUGGUCUACACCGGUUUGAUGUCCGUCAUCGUUUCUUUCCCAUUAGAGUUUAUGGUCGUGAAGAGGGAACACUUCAACAGUUGGUACACGCUUUUCCCGUACAUCGUAUCCAUAUUGAUGGUCGAAAUACCGCUACAGAUAUUGUGUUGUAUCGUCUACAUCGUACCGGCGUAUGCAAUCACUAGCCAACCGUUUGAACUUAUGCGAUUUGGUUACUUCGCCGUUUUCCUGAUUGCCACUUCCAUGACGUCACAGAGUGCAGGAUUCUUGUGCGGUGCAACCAUGCCGUUGAAGAUUUCUGUGUUCGUUGGACCAGUAUUUGUGGUGUUACUCUCCGUGUUUGGAUUUGCCAUAAGGUUUCCGGAYGUACCUUCCAUGUACGUGUGGCUCCACCAUUUCAGUUUCAUCAGAGCAUCGUUUCAGAGUAUCAUGUACUCACUGUACGGCCUUGACAGGGGCAUUUUACCGUGUUCUGACGAGAUGUAUUGCCACUACAAGAAUCCAGUUAAGUUUCUCAACGAAAUGGAUUUCGCCCGAGUUAACAUUUAUCCCGAAUUUGUCUACAUAUGCUUUUUUUGCCUGUGUACUUACAUGCUGACAUCAACUGUCAUAUGGUACAGACUGAACAAACGUUAGAUUUCACUCAAAACCACCAAACCGAGAAUCGUCGGAUUAUCCGUCACAAAAGUGGUUUUUUCUGAAAUGUAUCAUCAUAUAUUAUAUUAGGUAUUAUAUAUUGUAUUUAUUUAUAUGUGAUGUCACUUUUUAAUGCAAUUAUUUUAUUAUGUCACAAAAAUAUAAAUUAUUUGAACACAUUUAACUAGGCAUCUAUGUAUGUAUCUUAAUUUGAAGAUCAUGUCAUUAAUUUAUUUACAAAACCGAAAACCCUUUCAAGAGGAUGCUAGUCAUGUGUUUGUUGUCUUCGCCUUAAAAACGUACGACUUAAAUAACAAAUUUUCGUUCACUA